This is a messenger RNA of Musca domestica (house fly), 1762 nucleotides long. It is a transcript of the gene Nmt, whose product is annotated as glycylpeptide N-tetradecanoyltransferase. Bases 174 to 1616 code for a protein of 480 amino acids. The record is from RefSeq and is a predicted model, not a curated record. Gene Ontology annotation, molecular function: glycylpeptide N-tetradecanoyltransferase activity. Gene Ontology annotation, biological process: N-terminal peptidyl-glycine N-myristoylation. Lineage: Eukaryota; Metazoa; Arthropoda; Insecta; Diptera; Muscidae. Gene Ontology annotation, cellular component: cytoplasm. The transcript is spliced from 2 exons.
ACAAACAGACAAAUAACCCCCAGCCUGGCAACUCUGUUUGGACCAAAGACCGAAAAAAAACCUAACCUAAAUACAUACAUGCAAAUAAAAAGAAGCAACUAAAUAUACCUAGAACGAACAAAAAAAAUAACAAUUCACGAAUUUUAUUAAGUAUAGUAUAUUUGUGUUGAAAAAUGCCCAAUAAAGAAAUCGAAACAAAUGAAAAUAAGGAUACGACGCUAGAAAAGAAAUCCACGGAAGGCGAUGUCGUCAGUGCAAACAGCAAAAAGUCGGAAAAUGUAAGCGGCGAUGAUGGUGCAAAUAAAAACUUGGUGGGCAUUAAGGAAGCGGCAGCUAGCGAUAAUGAUACCGAGAAAAAGAAACCUCCUGCAAUUGUAAAUUUAGCUGCCGAUUUGAAUCUGCUCAACAGACAAGACCUGCUGCAGGCCGUUUCCGAUGUCGUCUCUGGCCAAAGUCGCCAGACAAAAUUUGCCUUUUGGUCAACCCAACCAGUGCCUAAACUCUACGAAGAGAUUACGACAAAUGAAUGCAUUGAACCAGACAAGGAUAUUUCAGAAAUACGGCCGGAUCCGUAUGCCCUACCCGAAGGUUUCAAAUGGGACACCUUGGACUUGAAUAACAGUAGCGAUCUAACCGAAUUGUAUACACUGCUUAAUGAGAACUAUGUGGAGGAUGACGAUGCCAUGUUUCGCUUUGACUAUCAACCCGAAUUUCUCAAAUGGUCUCUGCAAUCGCCUGGCUGGAAACGUGACUGGCAUCUGGGAGUGCGUGUUGUGAAAUCGGGCCGCCUGGUGGGAUUCAUCUCGGCCAUACCCAGUAAUCUGAGAGCUUAUGAUAAGGUUAUUAAGGUGGUGGAAAUCAAUUUCUUGUGUGUCCACAAGAAGCUGCGUAGCAAGCGUGUGGCCCCAGUAUUAAUUAGGGAAAUAACGAGGCGUGUCAACUUGACGGGCAUCUUCCAGGCUGCCUAUACGGCUGGUGUGGUUCUGCCCAAACCGGUGGCGACGUGUCGCUACUGGCAUCGUUCCUUGAAUCCAAAGAAACUUAUCGAGGUCAAGUUCUCGCAUUUGGCCCGAAACAUGACAAUGCAGCGUACAAUAAAAUUGUACAAACUACCCGAUCAACCCAAGACUAAAGGUUAUCGCCGCAUCGAACCCAAAGAUAUGGACAAAGCUCUUAAGCUAUUCGAUGAAUACAUGAAAAAGUUCAGUCUGUGUCCUGUGUUCAGCAAGGAGGAGUUCCGUCAUUGGUUCACACCCAAGGAGGGCAUUAUCGAUUGCUUCAUUGUCGAGGAUGACAAAGGCAAUAUAACCGAUCUAACAAGUUUCUAUUGUUUGCCCUCGUCUGUGAUGCAUCAUCCGGUGCACAAAACCCUGCGUGGAGCCUAUUCGUUCUAUAAUAUUUCCACCAAAACCCCCUGGUUGGAGCUGAUCAAUGAUGCCCUUAUCUCAGCCAAAAACAUACAAAUGGAUGUCUAUAAUGCCCUCGAUUUGAUGGAGAACAACACAUUCUUGAGGCCAUUGAAAUUUGGGCCCGGCGACGGAAAUUUGCAAUACUAUUUGUACAACUGGCGGUGUCCCAGUAUGAAGCCCCAAGAUGUUGCUUUGAUCCUAAUGUAGAUGAUUCCUCCUGCCUCAGAUGAUUAUCGUUUUGAGUAAUGCCGAAAUAAAAAGAAAAAAGAACAGAACACACGCGCAUGCAUGUAUACAUAUUGUAUUUUUUAAUAAAGUUUAGUUUCAUAGUGCCCAAAAAAAAAAAAACAGAA